UGGCGACCCGAGUCUGGGUUGGGCUGGCUGUCUGGAGCUUGAAGUGGUGUCAUUGGCAGUUUGUCACUUUAACGUUUAGCGGCUUCUUCCUUGGCUCGCUCCAACUGCCAGAAUGGGUUAAUACUCAAUAGGUAAGGUAACCAACAUUCAACCACUUGCGGCGAGGGUAACUCCUCUCUUGCUCAUGCUUCCUCGAUAGUUUGAAAGGCUAUCUCUGGAAUUUGCCUCGAUGGUUUGCACACGAAAUUUGACUUUUUCCCUUUUUCGCUUGGGCUAGGAUAUUUGGGUCGGGUUGAUCGGUCGGGUUGAUUGGACGGGUUGAGUGUUUCUCCCGUAGGUAAACCGCCUCGCGGACCUCCAUUGAUCGUCACGCGCCAAGAUAAGGAAAUCCGACGAGACUCUUUUUCGCCACCUCCUUCCUCUCUCUUCUAGUUCACAGCGUCUUGAAUAUCUGCAAUGCGUCACUCAACGCUGUUGACAUGUUGCUGCUGGCUGUCGAUACUCGGCCCGAGCUCGGCGGGCCUUGUCCAAGCCGUGCUCAAGCCGGGCUUCAGGGGCACUAGGGGCGCCGUUGCCAGCGAGAGCAUCAUAUGCUCUCAGAUUGGCGUUGACAUGAUUGGAAUGGGUGGCUCUGCGGCUGAUGCCAUGGUGGCAACAGAGCUAUGUGUGGGUGUCAUCGGCAUGUACCACUCUGGCAUUGGGGGAGGAGGCUUCAUGCUCGUCCGCGACAAGCACGGCAGAUACGAGGUCAUCGACUACCGGGAGACCGCGCCGGCUGCGGCUCAUAAGAACAUGUACAAGAACAACCCCGACGCCAGCGUUCUUGGCGGCCUCGCCGUCGCCAUCCCCGGCGAGCUGCGCGGGCUCGAGUAUCUGCACACAAAAUACGGUGCCUUGCCAUGGAGUACAGUCGUCACACCAUCAGUGCGGGUUGCGCGAGACGGUUUUAAGGUCAAUGAGGACUUGGUUCGGUAUAUGGAGGGAGCCAGCAAGAACAACACCUUCUUGAUGGAUGACCCUGUCUGGGCCGAGGACUUUUCCCCUAAUGGAACGCUGGUUAAACUUGGGGAUAUCAUCACCAGGAAACGCUACGCAGACUCUCUUGAGAAGAUUGCCAAACACGGCGCAGAUAUCUUUUACCAGGGCGAGCUUGCUCAGUCCAUGAUUCGACUUCUGUCGUCAACCAACGGAAUAAUAACGCCCGACGACCUCAAGAACUACACCGUCAGCAUCAAAAAGCCUCUUAGCAUCAACUAUCGCGACUAUCGGCUCUUCACGACCGAAGCGCCGAGCAGCGGGGCCGUGACGCUCAGCAUCCUCAAGACCAUGGAGCAAUAUCCGCUCGAGGAUCUGACGGACAAAAACCUGACCACGCACCGCUUCGUCGAGGCGAUGAAGUUUGCCUACGGGGCGCGGCAGGAGCUCGGCGACCCAGACUUCAUCAGCAACAUCGAGCAAUACCAGAAGCUGAUGACGAGCGACGCAAAGGCCAGGGAGGUCCGCGGCCGUAUCCAGGACAACCAGACACAGCCUAUAAACGCCUACAACCCGCAGGAGCUCUACGCAGCCGAGAGCUCGGGCACGUCGCACAUUGUCACGGCCGACAGCUCGGGCCUGACUGUCUCGUCCACCACCACCAUCAAUCUGCUGUUUGGCGCGCAGAUAAUGACCUCCGACACUGGCAUAAUACUCAACAACGAAAUGGACGACUUCUCGCAGCCGGGGCGGCGAAACUCGUUCGGCUUCGAGCCGUCGCCGGCCAACUUCAUCGCGGCGGGCAAGCGGCCGCUGUCGUCCAUCACGCCGCUGAUGGCCGAGUUCGCGGGCAACGGCACGCUGCUGUUCGCGGCGGGCGCGGCGGGCGGGUCGCGCAUAAUCAGCGCGACGACGCUGAUCGCGUGGAACGUGCUGCAAGCGGGCAUGGGUAUGGGAGAGGCCGUCGCCGCGCCGCGCCUGCACGACCAGCUCAUGCCCGACGUGCUGCUCGUCGAGGACGGCUUCGACCGCGCCGUCUUCGCCGCCCUCGCCUCCCGCCACCACAACGCCACGUGGAUGGGCCCCGGCGCAAGCUCCGCCCAGGCUGUCAUGCGCUUGUGGAACGGCACCUUUGACGCCGCUAGCGAGCCGAGGCAGCGCAACAGCGGCGGCCUGACCGUCUGAUUCUUUUCGUGUCCUCCUAGUCACUAGGUAGCAGUCGUUAAUUCCGUAGACUGCCUUGCUAGUACAAAACGAACAUUUCUAGCUCACCGUGGUGUUGAAACCAGUUCCUCUCCUCUUCUGUCAUAAUGGACAGUUCACUAUCUCUGCG
Molecule: messenger RNA, 2308 nt
Organism: Lasiosphaeria miniovina
Lineage: Eukaryota; Fungi; Ascomycota; Sordariomycetes; Sordariales; Lasiosphaeriaceae
Product: gamma-glutamyltranspeptidase
Exons: 9
Coding region: 457-2160 (567 amino acids)
Biological process (GO): glutathione catabolic process
Cellular component (GO): plasma membrane
Molecular function (GO): glutathione gamma-glutamate hydrolase
Source: RefSeq, a predicted model, not a curated record